AUGGCUGAGAACGGCAAGUUCCUCUGCUACGCUCCGAACCACAAGAUCACGAAAUGGAUCCCCGUGCGCAACAACACGGACAAGGUAGUGCAAGAGAAGCUAGACUCUGUGGUUUUUGGGGAGCCGGACCCAGAUGCUGCUCCAGCGGCCCCAACGGCCGUUGAAUCACCCGGGGUCAAAAGACGAUCAAGCUUUGACAUGAGAAGUGCAAGCGAGGAGGAACGGAAGACAAAGAAUCAGCAGCACUCGGUUGGGGUUGCUUCUUGGACCUUGCCGGGGGGGGGCAUAGCAGUAGACAGAAAGUCAGGGCCGCUGCCCCACGCACCAGGGCUCGUGCUAGUCAGACCAGUCAUCUUCUCAACUAAAGAUACUAUGAUCGCCUUCAACGGCUACCUUUCCAACGCAACUGAGCUCAUCGGCACAUUCACCACCUCAAGAACUGUGUACGAGACCAAACUUGGCGGCCUCAUCCGGCGCGAGGCGGUGGUCCCCCCGGCCUGGAAACUCUGCGGCAACAAGGACACGCUGGAGGCGGAGGUGGUGCUCCGCAUGUACGAGCACCUGGGCGCCGAGAAGGCCCUCCCGCUGCUGCGCGGCCGCUUCGCCUUCGCGCUCUACGACUCCAGCAAGAACCGCGUCUUCGCCGCGCGGGAUCCCUCCGGCCACUGCUCGCUCUUCGAGGCGGAAGACGAAGACGGCGGCCUGCUGAUUUCGUCCUCCGAGGGGGUCACCGUCCCCGGGUGUUUUGACUGGGAUGAGAUCCCCCCGGGGCACUUCGUGCUGGGCCGCCGGCGGGGGCUGCAGCGCUAUGCGGAGCCGGACGAUCCCGAGUAUCUGAAGAAGAUGGAGGAGGCCAAGGCGGCGCGCGAGUUCGAGCAAGAGGCGCAGAACGAGCUGAGCGCGGGCGAGCGGUACAACAAGCUCAUGGCGGGGCUGCGCUACCAUGACAAGCCGGGCGGUGGCGUCACGCGGAGCGACUCGUUCACCCACGUGGGGUCGCCCCCUAAGCCCGGUCGGCCUCCUCAUCCGUCGCACCCAAAGGCCAGAGCUGCGGCUGUCGUGGGCCACUAA
Molecule: messenger RNA, 1071 nt
Organism: Klebsormidium nitens
Lineage: Eukaryota; Viridiplantae; Streptophyta; Klebsormidiophyceae; Klebsormidiales; Klebsormidiaceae
Source: the annotation of a GenBank genome assembly